Molecule: messenger RNA, 750 nt
Organism: Schistocerca serialis cubense
Lineage: Eukaryota; Metazoa; Arthropoda; Insecta; Orthoptera; Acrididae
Product: octopamine receptor beta-1R-like
Exons: 4
Coding region: 1-750 (249 amino acids)
Biological process (GO): adenylate cyclase-activating adrenergic receptor signaling pathway
Cellular component (GO): membrane
Molecular function (GO): octopamine receptor activity
Source: RefSeq, a predicted model, not a curated record
AUGGCGGCGAGCAAAAGACUGACUGACGAACUGUACCCGUUGCCAGAGGCUCGACUCUGCCGCCAUGAGGCAGCGGUCACACUUCGGCGGCUCCGAACAUACAAAACACAACACGACCUACCGACGAAGGUGGCGGCGGCGCUGCUGAACAAGCACCUGCAGAUCAACGGCAUCGGCGGCGGCAUUAGCACGCUCAACGGCGACGCGGCCGAGGCCUCGGCGGGGGCGGCGGCAGGCCCGGGGGCGGCCCCGGGGGCGGCCCCGGGGGCGGCUGCUGCAUCUCUGCCACCGCCGUCGCCGGCCGCUACGGUGGAGCCGCUCGCCUCCAGCAAGAUGCGCCGCGAGCGCAAGGCGGCGCGCACGCUCGGCAUCAUCAUGUCCGCCUUCCUCGCCUGCUGGCUGCCCUUCUUCCUCUGGUACAUCAUCACGACGCUGUGCGGCGAGGAGCGGUGCUACUGCCCGCCCGUGGUGGUGGCGGCCGUCUUCUGGGUCGGCUACUUCAACUCGGCGCUGAACCCGCUCAUCUACGCCUACUUCAACCGCGACUUCCGCGCCGCCUUCAAGCUGACGCUGCAGGCGUGCUGCGUGUGGCUGCUGCUGGGCCACGGCCACCUCGCCUGUCUGCGCUCGCGGGGGCGGACCAGGGGGCGCAACGGCUCCUCCGACGGCCUGCCCAACCACCAGCAGCUGCGCGGCGCCGCCACCACCGAAGUCAGCAUCAACAACGUCCAGUCGGAGGACGUCAUCUGA